CAGAGAGGGAAGGAAGGAGAGAGAGAGAGAGAUAGAAAAGCUAAACAGGUGGUCUGAAAACAUAGAAAACAAUGUCGCCUGACUGGGGGAAGCGGGCAGACCUCUAGUCCUUGUUUCUGUGAAGGAAUACCGGGACAACCUCGGAACCGAACAAACCCAAACUCAUGCUCCUUUUUGGUUUCCACACGGAUUUCUCCUCCCGCUCCUCGACUCGGUUUUGCUCCGAACCAGGGGAAGACCUCGGAUACUAAACCAUGAAAGUCACGGUGUGUUUUGGCAGGACCCGGGUGGUCGUGCCGUGCGGGGAUGGAAAUAUUAAAGUCCACACACUCAUCCAGCAGGCUGUCAUGAGAUAUAAGAAGGCUAUCGCGAAGGAUGCAAGUUACUGGCUGCAAGUCCACCGAUUGGAGCACGGUGAUGGAGGAAUCCUCGACUUGGAUGACGUGCUUUGUGACGUUGCCGACGACAAAGACAGACUGAUAGCUGUGUAUGAUGAACAGGAGCCUCAUCAUGGAGGUGAUGGUACCAGCGCCAGCUCCACAGGGACCCAGAGCCCUGACUUGUUCGCCACGGACCUCAGUGCUGGCAGUGGGGCUUCGGCCUUCCAGCCCUACCAGACCACCAGUGAGAUCGAAGUCACGCCAUCGGCUCUGCGCACCAAUAUGCCCCUACAUGUAAGGCGCAGCAGUGAUCCCGCCCUGAUGACCAUCAAUGGGCCAUUUACUGGUGUCGAGUCACGGGUCAAAACAGAAGAAACCCCAUCCAGGAAGAACCCAACCCGCUGGUCCACCACCGCCGGCUUCCUGAAAGCUCGCCACUCCUCCGGCACAAACAGCCUGGAGAGGAAGAGUAAAGGCAUGGACACGUAUCGCAGCCUGCCACGAGAUGCAGGGACCUGGGCCAAUCAGAGGGAGUUUCAGAGAGAGACUGCUCGCUCAUCCCUCAGCGCCAAUCACCCCAUGGUAGACCGCUGGUUGGAGAGACAGGAGCAGGAGGAUGAAAACAGGGAGGAAGAAAACGGGAGGAUUGAACCGGUUGGCCGAGCUGAUUCCUGCAUAGAGCACACUCCUGUCAGGUCUCUAGAAGACAUUGUCAAACUGGUGGAGGUGUCAAACGACGGCAGGCCCCUGGGAAUCCACGUGGUGCCUUUCAGUGGCAGGGACCGCAGGACUCUUGGCUUGCUGGUCAAGCGUCUGGAAAGGGGCGGGAAGGCUGAGCAGCAGGGCCUGUUCCAGGAGAACGACUGUAUCGUCCGUAUCAAUAACGGAGACCUACGAAACAUCCGAUUUGAACAAGCUCAGAAUAUGUUCCGUCAAGCCAUGCGUUCUCCUGUCAUCAUGUUCCACGUGGUGCCCUCGUCCAUGAAGGCCCACUACGAGCAGCUGUCCCACGCCGAGAGGAACCCUUCGUACUCCUCAGGCCGCUUCAGUCCCGACUCUGUGACCGGCAGCAUGGUUUCUGGCAUUGAACACAACCCCCAAAGGAUGUCCCGCCAUGGUUCUCAAGUACACUCGCACUCCCAUCCUCACCCGGAUCCAAAAGACAGCUACCCGCCUCUGACCCACCCCGCUGUCUCUGCAGCCAAGCCUCCGACAGGACACGUCCACUCGCCUCAGAGGGGGCUGAACUCUACCCCGACGCCGGGGUAUACGAAGAAAGUAGGAAGGAAGCUCAACAUCCAGCUUAAGAAAGGCCCAGAGGGACUCGGCUUCAGUAUAACAUCACGUGACGUUCCCAUCGGGGGCUCAGCACCCAUCUACGUGAAGAACAUUCUGCCUCGAGGAGCUGCCAUCCAAGAUGGUCGCCUGAAGGCAGGGGACCGGUUGUUGGAGGUGAAUGGAGUGGACCUGAACGGAUGCACCCAGGAGGAGGUGGUGGCUUUGCUCAGAGCUACACCUAUGGGCGGGGCAGUCGGGCUGCUGGUUCUACGCCAGGAGGAUUCUUUCCUGCCCAGAGAAGUGAAUGCUGAGCCCCAGAUGCAAUCCCCCAGAGAUUUGCCUCCACGGCAGCCUGUGACAGCCAGGAAACCCCACUGGCUGAUUGAGAAGACAGAAGAGGACGAGUUGGUCUUGACUCCAGAUGGAACCAGAGAAUUUCUCACAUUUGAAAUCCCACUCAGUGACUCGGGUUCAGCAGGUUUGGGUGUCAGUGUCAAAGGCAACCGAUCCAAGGAAAACCAUGCAGAUCUGGGCAUCUUUGUCAAAUCCAUCAUAAAUGGAGGAGCAGCCUGCAAGGACGGGCGGCUGCGAGUAAACGACCAGUUGAUUGCUGUCAACGGGGAAUCGCUAUUGGGCAAAACCAACCAAGACGCCAUGGAAACGCUACGCAAGUCCAUGUCAACGGAAGGCAACAAGCGCGGGAUGAUCCAGCUAAUCGUGGCCAGACGAGUGGCCAAGAGAACCGAGGAACCUUCAGAGAACCCACUGGGGCCACAGCCGACCUUGAACACAUCCUUGGAUGACCAUGAGCGCAGAAUCUCUCACUCUCUGUACGGUGGCCUUGAAGGCUUGGAUGACAACUUAAUGCCACGACAAGGAAUGAUUCCACGGACAAUAGGAAACUACCAGCUCUCACCGACCGUCAACAUGCCUCAGGACGACACUGUGAUCAUAGAAGACGACCGGCCGCCUCUUCUGCCACCUCACCUCUCUGACCAGUCGUCGUCCAGCUCUCACGAUGACGUGGGCUUCACCACUGAUGUGACACCUUCGUGGGCUAAAGAGAUGCCCUCACAGAAUGAAAGCUCCCUGAGUCCAGAUGAAAACCAUCCAGACGGAGCUUUCCAGAGGGAGGGUUUUGGACGCCAAAGCAUGUCAGAGAAACGUACCAAGCAGUUCGGAGACGCCAGUCAGCUUGAGAUCAUUAAGACACGCAAGUCCAAGAGCAUGGAUCUAGUAGCCGACGAGAUUAACCUCACCCCUCGUCCCGAGGCCGACACAGGUUCUACCACAAAGGAUGUGGGACCAUCACUGGGCCUGAAGAAGUCUAGCUCACUGGAGAGCCUUCAGACGGCUGUUGCAGAGGUUACCCUCAAUGGGGACCUCCCAUUCCACAGGCCCCGCCCUCGCAUCAUCAGGGGGCGGGGCUGCAACGAGAGCUUCAGAGCAGCUAUCGACAAAUCCUACGACCGACCAGCCGCCAUGGAAGAAGACGAUGAGGGCAUGGAGACUUUGGAGGAGGACACGGAGGAGAGUUCACGGUCUGGGAGGGAUUCUGUGUCCACCAUGGCUGACCAGACCCCGCUGUCCGGUCCGGAGAAGCCCCUGGUCAAUGGCACAAACCGCACCAAAGAGGAGAAGAAGAAGGACAAAGACAAGGCAGGGAAGGAGAAGAAGAAGCAGGAUGGAGGGAAGGAGAAAGACAAGGGGAAACCCAAGAAGGGCAUGCUGAAGGGACUCGGGGACAUGUUCAGGUUUGGAAAGAACCGUAAGGAUGAGCGGCCGGGGGAAAAGAUGGAUCGUAAAGGCUCCAGCAAGUGGAAGCCGGAGGAGACACAGGUGUCUGAGGAGGAGACGAUGAAGAUGAGGAUGGAGCAGGAGAGGAUCCAAGCCAAGACCCGAGAGCUGAGAGAGCGUCAAGCCCGGGAACGGGACUACGCAGAGAUUUUGGACAUCAGCCCCACGCUGGACCGUUCCUCUGAGGAUGACCAGGCCUACGCUGGCGUCAACCCCCUGAACAGCUCUAUGGAGAGCAGCCACAGCCGGCCCCACAGCCCCCGCGACGAUUACCCACACAUCCAUCACCAGCACCAGCACUCUGACAACCUCUACACCCAAGUCAGCAAGUCCCGAAAUGACCGGCCUCCAUCUGCAGACAGUAACAGGCUAACCCCUAGCAACCACGACCGGAUACAGAGGCUGAGGCAAGAGUUCCAGCAGGCCCAGAACGUCCCGGAUGACCCAGACGAUCGCAGGAGGACCUACAGCUUCGAGCAGUCCUGGUCAAACAACAGCAGCAACGGUCCAGGCGGUUACAGCCAGCCGGGUCGGCACUCGGUCUCAGUGGAGGUGCAAAUGCAGCGACAGAGGCAGGAGGAGAGGGACUCUUUCGCCCAGGCACAGCGGCAGUACAGCUCCCUGCCACGGCAACCCAGGAAAAACCCCAGCACCAUCUCCCAGGACUCAUGGGAUAAGGCAUACCCACCAGGCGAGGGCUUCCAGACUGCCAAGGACAACCCCAGGUACUCCAGCUACCAGGGCUCCAGGAACGGCUACCCGAGUGGAGGUGGAGUCAACGCGAGAGUCCUUUUGGAAGCCCAGGAGCUCCUGAGGCAGGAGCAGAGACGCAGAGAGCAGGAAGCCAAAGGAAAGUUGAUGCAAGAGAGCAGCGGCAACAGCAGCUACGAGGGGUACACAGCACACCUGAAGGACCCAGCCUCCCCUAAGGGUCCAUACCGCCAUGAUGUGCCGCCCUCGCCGUCACAGUUGGCGAGGCUGAAUAGAUUGGGUUCAGAGAAAGGUAGACUUUUUUACUCUUGAGGAAUAUUGUUGGACUGAAGGAUGAACUUGUUCAAGAGCUCCUGUAAGGAAACGGUAACAACAGAAAGGACAGUCUAGAGGUCUUAUAGCUUAGCAACGAUCUUAGAGGUUGUGAAGUAAGCACGGUAUACGGGUGUUUGUGUUCAAUCCCCCCACUGUGUUCAUGACCUAUACUAGUUGUCAGUCAGCCACUCACCCUCCUACAACUACGAGACACUCGGUGCCUUCUCUACAUCACAAACACGACGCUCGCUCAGUCGUCCAGAACUCUGAUUCAACCAGAUACUGACAAUCAAACGGGCAGACAGGCAAAAGAGUGGGCGCCUACAGUCCACAGGGAGGUGAUAGUUUCUGCGUGUGGGUAUGUGACAAGGUACGCGUUUCACUAUGGACUAUGAGUGUCCUGUAGAUGAGUCAUCCCACCCAUCGUCCUGGCGUCGUCUCUCUUCAUUCUGUGUUUUUUCCACAGCAGUAAAACUUUCACACUGCUCCUCAGAGAGCAGAGAAAACAAAGUGUGGGAAAGAAAGCAGGGCACAGUGUGUGUGUGUGUGUGUGUUAUUAAUAAAAGCCCCCCUUCAUAAAUGAUUCAUAUUGUGUGUUAUCUCCUUGGAGGAGACUCAGGCAGAGAGGGUAGACAGCUCUGAUCCUUUGGCUGGCCCCUCUGCACGUUCCUGGGCUCGACUCGCUGGCCUGCCUGUCUGGAGCUCCCAUCCUCUCCUCGUUGUUCUCUCUGUUCAUUACGCUCCUUUCGUCUACCUCAACACCCCCACCUUCAACCCCUUCUCCUCUCAUCACCCACCUUUCCCUAAACCCCCCACCCUCUACUCUUUCUCCUCUUCCUCGUCUCCCGAGUCAGACUCUGCACUGAAUUUUUCAUCAGAAGCCACCUGCUGCCUGCCAGAGCCAAAGAACGCUGCCACCAGAGGCACUGACAGAGGGCCCAGCUUCUGACACGAAGAGAUGAAUAAAAGCAGAAAAAGAGGGAGAAUAAAGACGAGUAGAGACACAAUGAGCCUCCCGAUGUGAAAUUAGCAGGAGCCUUUUCUCCCUCUUUUUUAAAAGGCACAAUUGUCCCUGAGAGUUAAUUGCUUUCAAUUGCUGUAAUUGCUUUUUGUAUUUCUACCUUUUCAAGCAUUUAGCCAACACUCCUCUCCGCACUGAUUUAAAAAGAGGGAGCAGGCAGGGGGGCUAUCUUGCUUUUUAAAAAACAGCAAUCAUUGAAUGAACUGAGUGCUGCUGGGUUUGAAAAAAGGUUGAAAAACAAGCAAGUUUCUUCUGGCUUCUCGAUUGCUUUUGUCCAGAUUUUGAGAUGUUACUUUCCAACAAUGAUAGAAAAUAGAAAUUGAUUUAAAGAAAGAAAAAAAAGCUGUUUUCUACCAUUAGAAUUGAUGGAUAAUUCUGAUUUAUUUCAACUUGGUGUAUUAGUUUUGCUUCUGUGCACUCCAGAGCCUCACUGCAGACUGUAUACAGGAGGUGGAUUUAGUGCCAGUUGCGUCCACCAUUUCAUCAUGACUGAAUGUUUUUGGUCUUUUCAGAGCCAGAAAUGCUCCAGGUGGAGCUAGAGAGGAAUGCUUAAAUUCUGGUUGAGGGGAAAUACAUAUCUUUGAGGCUUAAUAUGUAAUUUAGUUUAAAAUAAAAUAAAUGUGGACACCAGUGCAGCUAUCCCGAGGAGUAUUUCCCUUUUAGAUAUGUCUCCAUUGGCUUCACCAUCAACAGUAGCUACAUCUUUUCUUUACAGCUUGAGCCUCACACUAGUUUUGUUUCCCAUAUAGUUUUUAGUUUUCUUGCAUUUUUCUAGUAUAUUUCUUGUAUCAAUGAAAAGCAACAGCUUUUCCCCAAUACCCCAAAUUCAGCCUUGGUCCUUAAUUUCAGCCAUUCCAAAAUAGCUCUAAUGAGAACGGGCUGUUUCUGUGUCUGAACAUUUAAAUGGUCAUGAGUGGUGCCUGUCCAUGCCGCUCUCUUGAAGAGAUCCUCAGUUUUUUUUUCCCUUCAUGGCGUCACAAAGGGAAAGAUCUCAGACUCACCCAUUGGAGCACACAUUUGCUAAAAUGUGGAGCAGAAUUUUCUCAUUUCGGGGCUUCAUACACAGGCUAUGAGGACACAUAUGACUGUUAGAAAAUUUUUGGAACGUGAAUUUUGAAUAAUAUGAGAACUUUAAACAUGCACUAAAAAGAUUACUCUUCCAUAGAAAUGAUCUGAUGUAGUCGAAUUAUGUAUGAAACUAAUCAUUUUUGAGAUUUUAUGACUCAAAGAUACAUUAACAUUUUAAAGGAAACAUACCAUAUAUAUAUUUUUGGAAGUGGCUGUGUUUUGUAGCUGCUUACUGUUUAAGCAGGAAAACAAAUGUUUAAUCUUUGAAUUUCAGCACUUUUUUCCCUAACAGAAAUAUCAUUUGUUGACCAGCUUGUUAUCUUGCUGCAGCAGAUGAUGCAGCGCAACUUGUAGCCACAAUAGAUAUUUUUAUUUUUUUAUUUUGUGUAGCUUAGGCUGUGUUUUUAUAGAAUUAUGCAUUUUGUUUGUGCAGAUUAACUUUAGGGUUACCACAGAAUUUACUUGCAUUGCUUUCCAUUGUUUUAGAAUUAAAAACAGUAAGUAAUUUUUGUACAUGUGAAAACAAGACAUCUCUAAACCUGGACAAAUCAAGCAAUAUGCACAGCUAGCAACCACUGGCGGUUAUAGCUUGGCUCACUUGGGAAGACCUGGAAGUGUUUACAUUUUCACCCCAAUCAGACUGCAGCUGCUGAUUGCAACUUUUUCAACCUGAAGGGGACUAAAUCAAUCAGUGCAACCAGGAGACCUUGAGUGUUGAUGAUAUGCGCUUUAAAAAAAACAUCGUCACCAGCCCACCGCUGUAAUUGCUGCAGUAGGUGGCAACCAACCACUCGGUCUCUACCUCUCUCUUUGACAACACUAAUAUUUGCGAUGCCUUUGUUUCUGCCCGCACACAAACGAGAUAGAGGCCGAACUGUAAACAAAAGGAGAAUGCAAAAAAUAAAUAAAAAGCUGUGGAAAACAAAUAGGCGGUGUAUAAUGGCCCCUCACUCCUACACACUCCCCGUAUGCAGAGCAAAGCUGCAGGACAAUGCGUUCUCUAACGGUUAAUGAAGAUCCAUGCUGGGAAAGAUGCAGAUUGUGGAGAGAGGGAACAGAUAUUGAACAAAAAUAUACUUAGAUGAAGAAAAAAUAUGUCGGUGGAAUAAUUCCAGUGUGUGAGCCUGUAUUCCAACUUAAGUAAAAUUUGGUAUAUUUGCCUGAUGUGUUCCAUAACCUACAACGGUGCUUCUGAAGCCACAGGAGAGUGAAGCUGAUAAAAAAUGUUAGGAAAUGAAACUGAGGCUGUGGGAGUAAAGAAACUGUUAGAAGGAUGUGUUUGACCUGUGAUUUUGUCCACGGGUUCUGACAUCGAAAAAAAAAGUGCCUGAGAACAUGUCUGAAUAUUUUCCACAGAUGGACAUGAUGUGAUUUCAUUGUCAAUGACACCACAGCACAGAAAUAUGUAGUUUUUUUUUUUCUUUUUUUUUUUCCAAAAGAUCUUUGAUAUUCUGAUAUGAAAUGUGUAAUUUUGGAGGUACUCCCUUCAAGCUUUUUUUUUUUUUUUUUUUUUUUUUUUUUUUUUUUUUUUUUUUUGUAUUCACAAGAGCCAACACUAGCGAGCGGUUAUCAGUGUAUUUGUAUCCUGUUUGCCUUCAACCAUGCUGUACCGUGUUGUGUUUUAAAGUAUGAGUAAUGGAAGUUAAUGGAAGGUGAUGUGCAAUUGUUUUUUUUCCAGAAAACUUUUACAUGAUAUAUUGAGAAAUGUAUACAGCCACUUUUCCUGUACAUAUCAAAGUCAGAAUAAAAACAGAAGGCUGUUCCAUCCUGUUUACAACC
Molecule: messenger RNA, 8349 nt
Organism: Melanotaenia boesemani (Boeseman's rainbowfish)
Lineage: Eukaryota; Metazoa; Chordata; Actinopteri; Atheriniformes; Melanotaeniidae
Gene: pard3ab
Product: par-3 family cell polarity regulator alpha, b
Exons: 26
Coding region: 255-4478 (1407 amino acids)
Biological process (GO): establishment of cell polarity; intracellular protein localization; microtubule cytoskeleton organization
Cellular component (GO): apical junction complex; adherens junction; apical plasma membrane
Molecular function (GO): protein binding; phosphatidylinositol binding
Source: RefSeq, a predicted model, not a curated record